This is a messenger RNA of Laccaria bicolor S238N-H82, 1392 nucleotides long. RefSeq lists its product as uncharacterized. The record is from RefSeq and is a predicted model, not a curated record. Bases 1 to 1392 code for a protein of 463 amino acids. Gene Ontology annotation, molecular function: oxidoreductase activity. NCBI's taxonomy places the organism in Eukaryota, Fungi, Basidiomycota, Agaricomycetes, Agaricales, Hydnangiaceae. The transcript has 5 exons.
AUGUCUCAGGGGACCUUCGAACUCUUCCCAGCUCCCUCCAACACUUCGGUGAAGUCUCUUCUUCCGACUCCCCGUAUCUGGCCUGGUGCAUCCCCAGCAGCCAUACACAGACUCCGUUGGAUUUUAGAGGACAAUCAUAUCCAGCAUCAAAUUUUCACGAACAGCUUGCGUUUCCACAACCACACCGCUCACGCUGCACUUGCUCGGUGGUCUCUUGGUGCCGACGAAACAAUUCUGGAUGCAUCCUAUCAAAGGACGGCUUCGAUUACCCUUCCUUUGUCUCGCUCACCGCAGACGAUCUCAAGAGACAAUUGGAAAGAUUAUUUGGCGGAUACCCAAUAUUACCACGCAUACCUUACGUUUUUCAUUGAAGAGCUAAAGCAAAAAGGCGUCUCCGAGGUUCUAGAGGAAUAUCUAUUCGCCUCGAGCUCCAACUUCGUGCCCCUUAGAGGCAAACAACCGCAAAUGCUAAACAGGUUUCUUGAUGGUCUCAUGCAUCCGAUGAUUCACGUGGGGCAUGGGUUAGAAUUCGGAUUGCCGGGAACAGUCGCCGAAGGACUUGCUAUGGCCGCCGGACACUAUGCGCUAUCUACUCAGUUGAUCCCUGAAUCACUGUUCAGUCACAGUGCUGAAGAGCUUGAAACAGAUGUCCUAGCCCAGGCGCACCCUUCGGCGAACAAAGUUGAUGCUUUUACCGUAUUUGCGCGUAUAAUUGCGGAUGGGCGAUUUGAAACGCCGUUAGAUGUUGAACCACCAAGACUGUAUGCAAGCCUGAUGAAGCGACAUGGGACUCUUGUCAAGGAGUAUGUUGACCAGUGGAACCUCCAGGGCAAUGUUGUAGAUAAGAUUGAGGAAUUGAUGUGGAUCACCGUCACUAUAUAUGGCGUUGGAGGCUACACAAGCGACACGGGCUUCAUUCCCGACUUUUUCUUCAUGCACUUCGUCACAUCCGCCAUCUUUUUGCCUUCGAUUCUGGCUCAUUUAACGCCGCAAUCUCAAUUGCUCCUCCUUCGGUCAUACUUCUCCGUCUGCAUUGGCUGGUAUGUAUGGCGUCGCAGGCCAGCCAUCAACAUCCGUCAUUUUUACAAAAGCACUGAAGCCGCCAGCGGUUCUUCCGACUCUCCACAAGCCAACACAUACAAUUUGUGGUCGCCGAUAUUGGGUGCAUCAAUGACACAUUCUGAUGAUCAUCUACCCAAGCUCCAGCGCACUCUGAACCACUGCUCAGAACUCUUUGGUGACAGAAAAGCAGGAUACUUUUCGAACUCUGAGUUGAAGGGCGCAGAGCUCCUCGAUGGGUCGCUAUUUUUGAGGGUAGCGGAGUUGACUGCAACACGGAUGGAAUCACUAACGGAAAACGAGCCACCCUGGAACAGGUCUUGGAAGUUGUAA